Phytomonas sp. EM1 is the source of this 651-nucleotide messenger RNA. The record is from the annotation of a GenBank genome assembly. NCBI's taxonomy places the organism in Eukaryota, Euglenozoa, Kinetoplastea, Trypanosomatida, Trypanosomatidae.
AUGUCUAUAGACUUGAAUUCGCUGGUGAAGAUUUUCUUCGACUCCCUUUGUGGGCCGGUCGAUAGGAGCAACCCUGGGGCUGCCGACCUCGCCACGUUUAUGGCGAUCAGCAGCCUUAUGGGUGGAAAUUGGCAUCCCGUGGGCAACACCCUCGUACCGGUGAAGACCUUCCUCGUGGAGGCGGGCCAGUUUGCGUCGGUGGAGCAACGCCGUGCGCGGAUCUCCGGUAUGCUUGAGAAGGCCGCCAGUUGCCUAUGCCUUGAUACCCAGAUUAACCUCUACAUCGGGGAUAACGCGAAGGAUAACGCGGAUCCGAUCAACGGCUGUCUCUCCCUUUGCAACCAAUACCUCGCCCAGAUGGUGGAUGCUUACCUGGACUCCGACGUCGCGAACCCCGCUUCUUUUGCAGAGGGAAUUCAUUCGACAUUUCGCACCAUGUGCAAAGCGCUGCACACGACGCUUUCCGAUGCUUUUUCGAGCCCCGUUAAGGCGUUCGAGUUCGUGAAGCUCAUCUCGACAGUUGCGGCAGGCCAAAUGUCGGGGUCGUUGGCGAUGGAUCCGGCGAAGGCGCAGAUGUUCGCCGGCCUGAUGGUGCAGCUUUACACAAACCUGGUAAACGAGGGAUCCACCGCGAGCGCGACUUUUCAGUGA